CCGGCCGGGCCGGGGAGUCCGCGGGGCGGCCGCGCUCCAUCUCCGGGGCAGCGGGCGCGGGGCCGGCCAGCGAGCAUCCAUUCCGGCCCGGCCCGGCCCGGCCCACCCCGGCCCUCCCCGGCCCGGCUCUCUCCUUGGCCAGGGCUGCUGGCGCACCCGCAGCGACGGCGCAACCGGCGACGCUUUGUGCCCAGCUUGGACGCGGACCCCCGGACAGGUCCCUGAAUGGAAAGGCCGAGUUCCCCGAGGUGGGCAGCAACCUUGCCGCGCCAGCGGCGUCUCCUUCCCUCGAGGCAAAGGAAGAAGUGAAUGGCCCCUUGGCACGGGCACCUCUCUGGUUUCUUUGACACAAGCCGGUGUUUUUUGUUUUAAUCUCCCCUGAAAAAUCUCCCUGCUGAAAAUGCAGGAUCAGCGCCCCGAGACCAAAAAUUCCCGAGGACAGGAGAAUGCCAGUGGGGCCUUCCUCAGUGACCUCGUGGAGGCGGUGGAAAGAGCUUCAGUCAGCGAGUCCCCCAAAGGGAACGAGGGGAAUUAUGUCCCCGGGAGCAGGGACUGUGAAGAGGGGGCUCCGCGAUUGGAAAGCCAAGCCAGAAAUGCUGCCUCCGGGGCUGCUUGGCAACCUGAAGUGUCUGACGGUUGCAGCUUGGGCCCCGUGGAACACAACAGCUCCUGGGGGGACUUCGAGGGCUUCAGCGAGACUUCGGACAAGUCGGACACUUUCAACACCCUGGACAUUCUGGAGCGAUGGUCAGCCCCCGGGACGCGAGAAAGCGACCCUGACUUAACUGGAUGUGCCGCAAGCUCUUGUGGCGGUCUGCAGUUUGAUAGUAUGAGGGAAACUGCUGCUAUUUCACCUAGUAAGGCCAAUCUCAGCUAUGAGAAUAUUUUUAAGCUUGUCUUUCAAGAAGUACCAGUACAACAAAUGACUGAGGAUAUUUGCACCUUACACCAUUUUCUAGAAAAAUAUAACGAAGAAAAUACUAGCAGCAAACCUGUAAAGAAGCAUUUUUGUUCUGAGUCCCGAAAACUCUGGAGGAUUCUCCAAGAUGAAGAUGGCACAUCUACUUCAAAAUGCCUCUGGAGUAAAUCUCAUUGCCAAGACAAUUUCUUACUUGUUCUUGGAAUAGAUGCUGCUCAAAAAGAUCUUUCCGGAGGUAGUAAUCAUGUUCUGGAAGAUUCUAAUCUGAAAGAGACCGAAGAGUUAACAGAAGUAAAUGGCUUUAGUCUUAAUAAUUGCAAGGCACUAAUUCAAACCAAGCUCUCUGGAUCCUCAGCUUCUCGACACAACAGCCUGUUUAUGUACAACUUGUUUUUGAAGAAGACUCCUUCCAGUGGAAAUAUGCAAUACAUAACAAUUCCAAGAAAGAAAAAACUUUUUACUGCCCGGAAUCUAAAAAUGAAAUUUUUUAAUAGUGAUGUUUGCUAAAGAAAAAUACUUUUUAUCUUUGAGGAAAAUAUUACAUUUUGCUACUGAUUUGGUACUGGAAACUGGAAAUCAUAGACAUCUUUGAGAUGAUAAACUAGAAAUUCUUAGCUGUAUUUUCCUAUGGCUACCAGUUUGCAUAUGAAUUAGUCAAGGGUAAAAAUCAGGACUUUUCUUUGAAGAGCUUGCUCUUCAUUUUUAAAUGUAUUAUUUUCUGGCCACCCCCAAUUUUACACUAGCAAAAAAGAACUUACACAAAUUUUGCUUUAGUUUUCUAGUCAACAAAUACCCAGGCAAAAUCUUGAAAAGGAAUGCACUGCCAAUUUUAAAAAAAAGCUUAGGGAUGUCAUAUAUUUAACAAAGUUGUUAGAUCCCUACUCCUAGGUAGCUAUUGGAAAUUCAGGCUUUGAUAGCCUGCCUCUGGGCCUCAUUUCAUGGUAGCAGCAUGAGAUUAAAUAUCACAGAUAGCUGAGGGACAAAACCAGCUCUUCCAAUGGCUCUCCAAUGUCCUGACUCAUUUGGUGAUCUUUUGUUGAUGACUAGUAGAACUGAACAUUCUUAGGAAAGGUUCAAACUGUGACUAGAUGUCCCAAAAUGUGAAUAUUUCAGUGUCAGCCUAUUUUGCAAAGUUAUUUUCUUUAUUUUCAGGUGACAUACAUUGGCCAAGCCAGGAUAAUGUCCCUGUGGAGAUGUCUGCUUAAAUGCUAUGAUGCUUGUUUGAAAUGUUAAAAUAUUGUACAUAAUAGGUUUAAAAUAUGUUCUAACUAAAAGAUUUGAGAAAACUUAAAGGUAUCUCCCUGAAGUAUCUUAAUCAUAACGUAAGCUGUUUUUCCCUAAAAUAUUUGUUUUAAGGGUCUUUCUGGAGACAUCUCAAUCUUCUGUUUGGACAUAAAACUCAGUGCUGCGUGUUAUGCACUAAACCUGGGAUAACUUGACAUUUUCCUAUGUACUAACUGCUGACCUUGACAAAACAGCACUCGUGGACAACAGUUUUAUUCCAUUUUACACUUUGUUUUAUGGAACAUCCAAAUGAAAACUUUCUCCGUGUCUCCAUUGAAAAAUCAACCCUGUUAAAAAUGGCAAGAACUAACAAAUCCACACUGACUUUUGUAACAUUUUAUCAAAUAAAGUUCCCUGAAUAAACUUUCUUGAUUGUC
Molecule: messenger RNA, 2580 nt
Organism: Antechinus flavipes (yellow-footed antechinus)
Lineage: Eukaryota; Metazoa; Chordata; Mammalia; Dasyuromorphia; Dasyuridae
Gene: CLBA1
Product: clathrin binding box of aftiphilin containing 1
Exons: 6
Coding region: 401-1426 (341 amino acids)
Biological process (GO): intracellular transport
Cellular component (GO): trans-Golgi network membrane; AP-1 adaptor complex
Molecular function (GO): clathrin binding
Source: RefSeq, a predicted model, not a curated record